CAUUUAUUAGACUUUUUAGAAUUCCACCUUCAGUAAGCUAGAGAGAUAUGAAACCAACAUAAAUGAUAAUUACAUCAGAAAUAUGAUAUAAUCUGUAAUAAUAUGAGUAAAGAAUAUGAGUAUAAAAAAAGAACAGGAGAAAAUAAAAAGUCCAAAUGAAAUAGUUCAUAUUAAAAUAGAUUUAAAUCAAAUGAAGAAUGUGUAUUACUUAGAAAAAUAAGGAAUGACAGUAUAAAUAUUAGUGGAUUCUAAUGAUCAAAAGUAAAGGUUGGCAUCACCUAACCUGAGCCAGCUUCUAUGUAGGAACCAGUUUUGUAGUCUUGACUUCAUUCUUUUUUUAUUGGAACUGAGUGCUGUUUAUGUCCAGAUAAUAUUGGAGAGUUUGGAUCUAAGCUGAGGGCAAAGCAUGUUUGUCAUUGUCAAAAUACAUUACAUUGUUUUAGAGCAAUCAUCAGGGACACCACAGCAGCCAAGUGGUGAUACACCACCACUAUAGAGAGUGUGCUGUUGGGUCUAAGGUGAGGGUGAUGGAAGUCAGACCUCAUUACUGCUGUUGAGGGGUACAACUAAUAUGCUAUUGGUCAAGCAAGACACAAUGAAGCCAGUGGACUAAGAAGUUCACAGACACUAGGCAUACAUUUUCUAUAGGCGAUUAGAGUAUGAGCACAUGUGAACCCCAUAGCAAUGUCACUUGACAAUAGUAAUCUGUUGAUUACCUCUAAAGGUAAAUUUUUGGGAGGGGUGUAAUGGGUGUAACCAGGCAGUUAUAACCUUUUUUCAACUUACACACUAGACUGACCUUCUGACUAAUUGGUAUUCACCCAACCUUGUAUUUUUAAUCUGGCCUUUUACUGUUUAAGAUCAAAUUCUUGACCAUUUUGGCUGUCAUAUUCUCCAACUAGUCAGUGGUGUUCAAUUCUUUAGUGUGCUGAAGCUUUCAAGUAUUAUCAAACAAUUAUGGAAAAAAAGAAGUUUGGCAAAUAACAAUAGGCAUCCAGGACUUUCUGUUUGGCAAGGAGCUAGAUUUCCCUACUGAUCCAAAGACACCUGGAUCUAGCCUGACAUUCCACCCAGUAAAAUCCAUAGUAAAAGAGGCAUUGCCAACUGAUGCAUUGGACAUUUGGAACCUAACUGAUUCUAAAGUCUGGGGCCAAGCAGACCCAAGAGUUCUAGGCCUCAUUGGACAGAGUGGUGGAGCCAACCAAUGAUCAGCCAAGCACCACCUCUUUACCAGUGGUACCAAGUUCAUCAGUGGCUCAGACAUGGCAGCCAGCUGCCAAAACAUUGGUAGCAAGAAAGAGAAUUGGUGGGCACUUCAGCAUCAAGAACCCCUCCUUAAGUGUUCCAUUAUAAGAUGUCUAUAAAUAAUGAGCCAAAAGUAGUGGGCAUGCACCCACCUCAGCAAGUAACGCUACAUCUCUAAGCCAGAGGAGACCUCUGAGAGUUGAGAUUGUCCCAAAGGGCAACUGAAUGCUGGGAGGCAGGGAAAGAUGUUGUCCACGACUCAACCAGCACCACCAUUAACAUUUGCAGUGGCAGCUAUCACACCCUUGGAACCAGCUGACUGUGAAGACCUCAUUUCCCACAUUACCACCACCACCAAUAACAAAGACAAGGACUUUCCAGGUAAACAAAGGGGUUUCACUCUUAUGGCUUGCCUUGCCAGGAAUGUCACAGGGAUCACUGGACUACUGGUAAUGUUAAAUGUGAGGCCAAUGACCAAGAGGUCCUGAGAAUUGCCUCAGUUGCAGCUGAUGGUUGACAUGCCAAUGAACCCACCCACCUCCAUCACCAUAGUCCUGACAGUGAUGUAAGUUCAAUUGUUAAUGUAACCAUGUCAGAAAAUGGCCACUAAAAAGCCUGUACCAUGUAUAACUGGGAAGAAGAUCUACUGCAAUAACACCACCAGCUGCUGACAGAGCUGAUUCAAGCCAGGCAAACCUUAGUGUGAGCUAGAGCAAUCAUCAGGAAUGACACAACAGCCAAGUGGUGAUCCACUGCCACUACAGAGGGUGUACUGUUGGGUCUAAAGUGAAGGUGAUGGAAGUCAGAUCUCAUUGCUGCUGUUGAGAUCAUAGAGUUACAAGGGAUUUUGGAGGUUAAAGAAAGUGAUCUACUAAGUAAGGACAGAGCAAUGGCUAAAAAAGAAAUGGAAUUAAAAGACCUUCAGAGAAGUUAUGAAACAUGUCAACAUCAAAUAUUUCAGCUUAGUACCCAGAUAAUUCAAAAGGAUGGUGACCUUGCAGACAUGAAGAAAGAGAAUUCCCAACUUCAAAUUCAUAUCAACACUCUUCUCGAAGAAGUAGAAAGUAUAAAAAACUCCCAGCUUGAACUACAAAAUGAACUUAAGACUAUGUAUAAACUAUUAGAAGAAGAAAGGAAUGAAUAUUCAGUUAAAAAAGAACAUCUACAAAAAGAGGUGUACCAACUGAACGAACAAUUAGAUAUGGUCCAUCAAGCCCAUAUGAAUCAAUUGACUCUGUUAAAGCAAGAAAAGGAAACUUCAAGCUCUGAUCAGUUUCACAUCCAAGAAGCUCUAAGACAGGAAGUAUUAAAGUUAAGAGAGGAACUUAUCACUCAAAGCAGACAGUCUCCAGGACUAGAGAAGUUGACUGCUCAGUUAAUGGAAAUUGUAUCGUCCUUCAGGCAGCAUCUAGAAGAAAGUAAAACAGUAACACCUGACCUAAGUGCUCUAUUAACAAAACAAGUUGCUCAAAAUGAAAGAGAGAGACUUGAGAUCAUUUAUCAACAGCAGUUCAGAAGUCCAGAAAACAUAUGGCAAAAUAAAAUGGAUGAAGAGUGCCAAAAUAUCAGCAAAGAAUUUAUGCAGAAAAUGAAGGAACUGGAAUUUGACCUCAAACAAAAGUUUGAGAAAGAAAAAAGUGAUAUAGAACAGAAUUAUAAGAUUGAAAUUUCUGAAAUUGAAAAAGAUUUGAAACACCAAUUUGAAACAGAAAAAGAUAAAGAUAGAAAAAAAAUAGAAAAUACAUAUCAGCACCAAAUUGAAAUACUGCGACAGUCACAUGCUGAUGAGAAACAGGCUUUAAAAAUAUUACAUUAUGAUGAACUUCAGGCUUCACAAAAACAACAAAUUACAGAUCUAGAAAGUCUGAGGAAGCAUUUAAAUGACUACCACCAGGAAAAUAUUUCUUCUUUAACAAAAACUUUAGAAACUAACUUUCAUUAUGAAAAAGAUAUUUUACAAAAGAAUCAUGAAGAAAAUAUCAGGGGUGUGCAGGAAGACUUUGAAAAGAAGCUCAGGUUUGAGUGUCAUAUAAUGAAUAUUAGUCAUCAAGAUGAAUUAAAUCAGUUAAAGGAAAGCUUAACCAGUAAGUUCCAGAAUGAUGUGUCUGAUUUACAGAAGGCUCAUCAUGAACAGUUCCAGAGAUUGACAGAAGGUAUGAGGAAACACUGGGAAGCAGAAAAAUAUGACCUUCAGAAACUUCAUGCUGAAGAAAUUGAAGCAAUCAAAGAAAAUCUCAAUAGGCAGUUUGAACACGAGAAGCAAAUAAUGAAAAAAGUACAUAUUGAAGAAACAAGUAAACUGAAAAAGAACAAUGAAAAAACUUUUGAAAACAUAAUAAAUAUUCUAAAGUUCUGUGAAGAAAAGUCAGAACAUGCUGCUUCAGAAUCUGUUGAAUAUGAAAAGCAGUCAUUGAAUGAUAUACAUAAUUUUGAAUUAUUAAAGUUUCAAGAAGAAUGUAAAAGCAUCAUAAGUGACAAAAAGCAAAAGCUCAAACAAAACUGUGAUGAGCAGUUGAAACAAGAAAGAGAAAAGCUUCAUGAUCAAUUUUUAGAAGAGCAUAAGAGUUUGGAGGAAUCAUUCAAAGCCAAAAGUAAAGAAAUAGAAGAUACAGUAAAUUUUGAAGUGAAAUCAGUUAGAGAACAAUUAAGUAUAAAACACCAAAAUAGUCUUCAUAAUUUGGAAGAACACUUGAAGACUAAAUGGUGUGUAGAAAAAUCCAGAUUAGAAAAAAUGCAUCAGGAUGAAAUUAACCAUCUUGAGAAAUGUUUUCAGCAGCAGGUAGAAAAAAUUCAGCAUACCAUGCAGGAAAAUCACCAAGAGGAGUUGGAAAAUUUAGAAAAGAUAUACAAGCAAGAAGUGGACAGUUUGCAAGAGCUUCUUAGAAAGUACAAAGAAAAAUUACAAACUCCAUACAAGGAAAGCAACACUGGUAGUAGUGAGAGCCUAUGUAAUUCUGAGGAAGAAGCUCCUGUUUCAGACUUCACUUCUAGUUCUAUAGAUAACAAAGACAGCCUCAUUCCUCCUCAGCUACAGAAACUACUUGACAAGGUGUACAGCGAGGGAACACAGGAUGUGGCAAAUGACAGAGGAAAAGAAAUUAUUUUACAGGCUCUUUUCAAUGUGUUUGGAGAACAGCGAAAGAAACUGACACAAGAAAUGGAAAAGCAUUUCUGUUAUAAAGAUCACAUUUAUGAUGAAGUGAAGAAAAAAAUAAUUGAAUUGGAAAAACAUCAAAAUGUAAAUUUAAAAGAGCUUUUUGAUGAAUUGAUGAAAGAAGUGGAACAAACUAAACUUUCAUUGAAUAAGGAAAAAAACCAACAUAAGCAAGCUGUUCAUCACCUUGAACAAUUGAACAAAAAUCUGAAAGAUGAAAAUUCACAUUUAGAGCAGAAGUUCAGAACAGAAAAAGAGCUCUUGGAGUUUCAGGCAAAGCAGGAGAAGGCUGUAGGUAAUGACUUGCGCUCCUCCUUGGAAGCAGAAAAAUUAAAAAACACUGAAAUGAUUACUCAGCUCUCUGAACAGCGUAAUGAAUGUUUUGAGCUUCAAAUGUCUUUGUCAUCAAUGGAAGCAGACCUUUCUCAUUUGAAAGAGGUUUCAAUCCAAAAUCAAAAGCGAAUGGAGGACUACCUAGAAGCUUAUCAAAAUGAAAAAACUUACUCACAAGCUUUAUUAAAAGCUCUUGAAACUGAACGUGUAAAUGUUACCCAGUUACAGAUGGCUGUGGAAUCAAAGAAAGAGAAUAAGAACUCUAAAGAAUCAUUGAUAUCCAGUGGAAGUGAAAUAGUUUCUCUGUUAUCAACAUCCCCUGAUAUUGAAAAAUUCAGAAGUCCAGAUAGAAAUGGAUCUCUUGAUCCAGACUUCAAUAGCACUCUUCAACUUCAAGUCACCUCUUUGAAUGAAACGAAACCAACAGAAACAUUUACAUUACAGGUAUGUGUAAGGUGCAGUUCACUUGAAAUGGAAAGGGCCAGUUGGGUCAUAAAGCAAUCCAACCUCCAGAAAUCCCUUCAUCAAUCUGAGAAUGAAGUCAUCAGACUCAAAAGGCUACUUCAGGCUACAGAAGAUGAGAAUAAUGGAAUUGCUUUAGUUGAUAAAGAAAGCAAGUUUUACAAGGCGUAUUACAAAUACCGUCAUGCUGAGAGUUACAGGCGGUCAUUGGUUUACCAGAAGAAGUAUUUGUUAAAACUAAUGGGUGGAUAUCAAACCACAGAAGCUACUACUAUAGCCAUGCUUGCCAAAAUCAAUGAGGAACCUAUCGGUGACCACCACAUUAUUUUGUCUCCCCUGUCAUUAUUUCGGUCUUUGACAUAUGUUAUUAUAGCACUUCAUCGUAUGCUGUAUCUGGUGAACCGGUGGAAAAAAGCUGUAUAUGUCUGUCCAUUUAACUUUAUUCAACCAGCAACAGAGUAUGUGCAACAGAAAGGACCACCAUAUUCUGCCACUCAACAAAAUGAGGUAGUCAUUCCCAAAAACCAUCAUCUUCAGAAAAAACAGAAACAGGAGAACCUGCCCAGAAAGAUAAAGGCAAGCCAGGAGAUUAUCUUACACAAUCUUACAAGUUGAAAAAAUCUUGAACUUGACACAAAUAUCAAUUGAAAGUAUGAAUAUGGGACAUCAAUUGUGUUUAGAGCUGUUGAACUUCAAAUUCAUCUGAAAUUCAGAGAAUUAUUGUAGUACAUUGAUUUAUGUUAUUUACAAAUUGUUUAUAGAAUAUACUUCUGGCAUAUAGAACCUUUUCUGUGUGGUUAUAAUUCACAUAUUAUGUGUUCAUUGAAAAUAUGCAAUAAUAUUGUAUUCUUGUAUGCUCUGUGAAUGCUUUGACAAAUUACUUGUGAUCUGCUUUUUUAUGUAACAUAUACAUAUGUACAAUAUUUACUUCAAUUGCACCUUAAAAUUACAUGCCUCAGUUUUCUAUGUAUUACAUGUGUCAUUACUUCUAUAAGUAUGUUAAGCAAAUAAAUUUUAUAUUUUUGAAAAACUU
Messenger RNA from Limulus polyphemus (Atlantic horseshoe crab), 6227 nucleotides. RefSeq names its product pericentrin-like. Gene Ontology annotation, molecular function: molecular adaptor activity. The coding region runs from base 2135 to 5809 and encodes 1224 amino acids. NCBI's taxonomy places the organism in Eukaryota, Metazoa, Arthropoda, Merostomata, Xiphosura, Limulidae. Gene Ontology annotation, biological process: signal transduction. The transcript has 15 exons. The record is from RefSeq and is a predicted model, not a curated record.